Molecule: messenger RNA, 276 nt
Organism: Arabis nemorensis
Lineage: Eukaryota; Viridiplantae; Streptophyta; Magnoliopsida; Brassicales; Brassicaceae
Source: the annotation of a GenBank genome assembly
AUGAAGAAGAGACAAGUAGUGAUAAAACAAAGAAAAAACUCUUACACUACAACAUCUUCUUCGAGCAACGUCCGUUACGUUGAGUGUCAGAAGAAUCACGCCGCUAACAUCGGCGGCUACGCCGUUGACGGUUGCCGGGAGUUUAUGGCAAGCGGCAGCGAAAGAACCGAUGAUGCUUUAACGUGUGCUGCUUGUGGCUGUCACCGGAAUUUUCACCGCAAAGAAGUUCAAACGGAGGUUGUUUGUGAGUAUUCUCCUCCUGACUCAAUCAACUAA